This is a messenger RNA of Manihot esculenta (cassava), 1126 nucleotides long. Its product is annotated as small polypeptide DEVIL 13. The transcript has a single exon. The coding region runs from base 488 to 781 and encodes 97 amino acids. Lineage: Eukaryota; Viridiplantae; Streptophyta; Magnoliopsida; Malpighiales; Euphorbiaceae. Gene Ontology annotation, biological process: negative regulation of cell population proliferation. The record is from RefSeq and is a predicted model, not a curated record.
UACAACCCCUCCCCAACAACACCAGCUAACGACUGUCUUCACAGGCUAAUCACCCACUGCCCCUCUCUCUCUCUCUCGCUCGCAAAUAUAGCCUUAAAAAAGUCGCCAUAAUGGAGCUCCGUACGAGACCACUGUCUCCAAAUUAAAUGAUGGAUGGAUCCCCAAGAGGGAGAGGGGGAGGGACUAGGGAGAGAGAGAUAGUGUGUUCAAGAUUCAGGGCCUUCAUCUAAUGGUGUCCUACUUCACAAUCACCCAAUCAAAUAAUGCCACAACAACCAAUUAAUUACAUGGAUGCCAUGCAACCAUCCACAACCAAGAAAACACUUGUUGUCUUCGUAACCUAACUUCCUAUAUAUAUUAUCAAAGCCCCACUAUAGCUUGCAGUCCUCCUUUAAAUCUACUCUCUCUCUCUCUCUCUCAGCGUAAACACAGAGAAAGAAAGAAGAAUCAUACCGAUCAUUGGCUUUUCUAUCUGGGUCUCUGUUACAUGGAUGAGAAGUGGAAGCCAUCAAAGAAAGAAGGUUCGUCUUCAUCAGCUUCUUCAUUUAUUAGGAGUUUCUCAACCAAGAGUUCGUCUUCCAAGUCUCCUCUUUUGAGAAGCUCUUCCCUUAAAUGCUCUUCUCCAAGCAGCAAGUGUCCUCUUCCAAGGAGUUACUCCCAGAAGAACUCUUCCAUUACUCGAAAAUGCAGUAGCUUAGCUAAAGAACAGAAGGCAAGAUUCUAUAUUAUGAGGCGAUGUGUUGCUAUGCUAGUUUGCUGGCAUAAACAUGGAGAUUCUUGAAAGUUUUUCUUGAUCCCUAGAUUAUAUAUAUAUAUACAUGGAUAGAGAUGGAAUCCUUCAAGGGAUUAGAAAUGUAUCUUCUUGGUUGCUUCCCUUUCUUCUUCUUUUUUGCUUUUUUUUUUCUUUUUCUGAGAGAAGGGUGUUGGGUUUGAUUUUGAACACGUCAAUUUUCUAUCAUCACCAAUCAAGAAGAGAGGUUGGUUACAUAGAGAGUUUUCUUCUUUUUUCCCCUUGUUUUUUUUCUUGAAUUUUAGAAGCAGCUUGUAACUAAUUACAAUUUGAAGAGAGCUACAACUUUAAAUCAUAGAUAUCAAAUUUAAUCAAAUAUCAAGUCCCUUAAACAAG